UUUCUUAAACCCUACAACCUCUAAUUGUUGGGAAGAAGAAGACACCAUCAUUCUCCUCUAUGUCAACCGACGACAGCCAAAAUGCUGGCGGCGUUAUGGCCCUCCGGCGGCUUAAAUCAACCGAACCACCAUUUUAUCUCUCAGCAACACCGGACCUGUCCGAAGCAGCUCGAUUGGCUUCCAAAUACCUAUACUCUUCUAUCAAACCCUACACACCGAAGUCGCCCUUCGCUCAGCUCUUGACGGAUAGUUUUGAUGCCGAGCAAAUAUGGCAGCAAAUUGACCUUCAAUCUGAGCCCUUACUUUCUUCCCUCGGUCGCCAAAUCAGACAAUUUGAGAAGAAACCGGAAGAAAUUUCGAAGAUUUUAGAUUUAGUUUCAGGUACCAGUGAAAAAAAGAGUAAUUUAGAGAGGGAAAAAGAGGAACUGGCAUUGGAUGGAAAAAGUGAGGACUUAAAGGAUGUAGAUAUGAAUGAUUUUGAUGAUGAGGAGGAGGAAGAGGUGGAAGAGGAAGGAGAGGAGGGUGAUAAUGGUGAGAAGAGUGAAGACGUGGAGGAGGAAGAGAAUGGUGGGGUAGGGGGAGUGGAAGAUAAGUUUUUCAAGAUAAAUGAGUUGGAGGAGUAUAUGGAGUAUGAUGAGGCAAGGGAGUAUGGGUUGAAGGGAAAGACCAAGAGGAUAAGAAGUAACAAAAAAAAGGAGGAUGAGGAUGAGGACGAGGAAGAAGAUGGUGAAGAAGGCAAUGACGAGGACGAAGAGGAAGAUGAUGAGCUUGGGUUUAUGGGCCUCGGAGAUGAUGAAGAUGAUGAAAAUGGAGGUGCAGAAAUUGCCAGAUAUGAGGACUUCUUUGGUUCGAAAAAGGAUACUGGACAGAAGAAAACUGUUAAAUUAUCGGAUAUAUCAGAUGACCUGGGAACCAAUGAUGACAUGAUUGAUGAUAAUGAUGACAAUCAGAAGAAGCGAAGCCUUUCUACCCAUGAAAAGGAGCUUAAGAAACUCCGAUCUACAAUUGAGGAUAUGGAGAAAGCAAAUUUGGAAGAGAAGUCCUGGACUAUGCAAGGAGAAGUAAGUGCUGCAAGAAGGCCAAAGAAUAGUGCAUUGGAAGUUGAUCUGGAUUUUGAGCACAAUGUGAGACCUGCCCCUGUAAUCACUGAAGAGGUUACUGCAACACUUGAAGAAAUGAUUCAGAAACGUAUCAUUGAGGGCCGAUAUGAUGAUGUUCAGAAGCCUCCUAGCUUGCCAUCCAGAGCACCGCGAGAAACAAAAGAACUGGAUGACAAUAAAAGCAAAAAGGGACUCGGCGAAAUUUAUGAGGAGGAAUAUGUCCAGAAGACUGGCCUCGUGUCAACAGCAUUAUCCUUCUCAGAUGAGCAGAAAAAAGAGGCCACUAUGUUGUUUAAGAAACUGUGCUUGAAGUUGGAUGCUUUGUCUCAUUUCCACUUCACUCCAAAACCGGUCAUAGAAGAUAUGUCUAUACAAGCAAAUGUUCCUGCACUUGCAAUGGAAGAGAUUGCACCUGUGGCGGUCUCUGAUGCAGCUAUGCUGGCUCCCGAGGAAGUAUUUACUGGCAAAGGAGAUGUUAAAGAAGAAACAGAGUUGACACAAGCAGAGAGAAAAAGGAGGAGGGCUAACAAGAAAAGAAAAUUUAAAGCUAAGUCAGCAAAAAGGACAGUAAAUCUGGCACCAGAAAAUACAUCGUCUAAUGAUGUUGAGCGUAAUGAUAAGUUAUAAUGUGUACCAAAACUUAUCUGAGUGGAGCUCGCAUGCUCCACUCACUCAAAUUGUGAUAACAGUUUUGGUGCCAAAUGGUUUCUAUGUCGUUUCUCAGCCAGAGUGGUGAGCUUUUCAAAGCUGCAUCCACAUACGAGACCAUGAUACUUUCCAUAGUACAUGAAUUGGAGUUCCUAGGAGAAGUAUUGGUGGCAUCAUUGUUAUGCUACUUUGGCAUUGCAGAAAGAGAAUAUCUUUACCAGGCCAAUUUGGUUGAGAAGAAUGAGUGUUACUUCACAUGAUAGGAAACUUCACUAUGAUGUAAUGUGUUUUUUUGAUAGCAAAUUGGUUGAGAAAAAUGAGUGUUACUUCACAUGAUACGAAACUUCAUUACGCUGUAAUGUACCUUUUUAAAUAGCAAUUUGAUGGUCUUGGGCAUCUAAAA
This is a messenger RNA of Solanum dulcamara, 2151 nucleotides long. RefSeq names its product M phase phosphoprotein 10. The record is from RefSeq and is a predicted model, not a curated record. Gene Ontology annotation, cellular component: nucleus; small-subunit processome; Mpp10 complex. Bases 60 to 1727 code for a protein of 555 amino acids. Lineage: Eukaryota; Viridiplantae; Streptophyta; Magnoliopsida; Solanales; Solanaceae. The transcript is spliced from 13 exons. Gene Ontology annotation, biological process: rRNA processing.